GGUAUCAACUUGGAGAGACAUGGGAGCGAAAUGUGAUUUUUCUUGAAUAGCAGCAGUUGGAUUGUAGACUCGUCAAGACAACCACGUUUUCGUAGAGGUCAGCAGGAUGUCGCUCUUCAAAGCUCGCGACUGGUGGUCAGCAGCUCUGGGCGAGGGGGAGGAGUUUGACCAGGGUUGCCUGUGCGUGGGUGACGUGGACAACAGCGGCAGCGGAUACGAUAAGAUUGUGGUGGGGAGCUACAUGGGCAUGCUGCGGAUAUUUGCGCCCCACCCUGCGACCCCCGGAGAAGCGCCCCAGGCUGAUGACCAGCUUCUGGAGGUGCAGCUGCGAGACCCCAUCGUCCAGGUGGAAGUGGGAAAGUUUGUUUCGUGCUCUGAUCUUCUCCACCUGGCCGUUCUCCACCCCAGGAAGCUCUCCGUCUACAGCGUGACAGGCACCGCGGGUAACGUGGAGCACGGCGUUCAGUACCAGCUCAGGCUGGUGUACGAGCACAACCUACAGAGGACCGCCUGCAACAUGACCUACGGCCCCUUCGGCGGAGUUACUGGACACCACUUCAUCUGUAUCCAGUCCAUGGACGGCAUGCUGAUGUUCUUUGAGCAGGAGAGCUACGCCUUUGGCCGCUUCCUGCCUGGCUUCCUGCUCCCGGGCCCUCUGAGCUACUGUGCACGCACCGACACCUUCAUCACUGUUUCCUCCACCCGCCAGGUCGAGAGUUACAAGUACGAGACCCUGGCAGUGGCCACCGACGCUGACACCAGGCAGGACACAGAGCAGCAGAAGAAGGGAGCAGGGAAGAGGCUGAUGGCGGACUGGACUCUGGUACUUGGUGAGCAAGCCCUGGACAUCUGCAUCCCAUCCUCUCCAUCCGUAUCCUCCAUCUUCAUUCUGGGCGAGAGGAACCUGUACUGCCUGAAGGACAAUGGGCAGAUCCGCUUCAUGAAGAAGCUGGAGUACAACCCCAGCUGCUUCCUGCCGUAUGCCUCAGUGACCGAAGGGACGGCGAACACUCUUUUGGGCAACCACAACAACAUGCUGCUGGUGUACCAGGACGUGACGCUGAAGUGGGCCGCCCAGCUGCAGUGUGUGCCCGUCGCUGUCCGAGUCGCCAGCUUCCAGGAGCUGAAGGGGGUAGUGGUGACGCUGAGCGGGGAAGGACACCUCCAGUGCUCCUACAUGGGAACGGACCCCUCCUUCUUCAUGGCGCCCAAGGUGGAGGCGCGGGAGGCGAACUACGAAGAGGUGGAGGCCGAGAUGAAGACGCUGCAGAAGGUCAUCCGCGAGGCCUCCAAGACUCAAGAUAUCCUGCCUAAAAGCGAUGCGGAGGAGGAGCUCGCGGUAACAGCCGCCGUGUCUGCGAACAUGGACGCUGUCUCGCAAGCAGCCAUUCCUGAGAUCAACGGUGUACCUGUCCCCUCCAUCACAGUGAAGGUCACAGUGAAGACUCGUGCAGCAGUGCAGAGCCCCAAGCUGACAGUCUGUGUGCCGCCUCCACUCGCAGUCACUCAGGAUCAGUUUGUGUUAGACUCCAUGGCUCCAGGCUCCACCCAAGUGGUGGAGUUUUCAGCCUUCCUGAAUGGACAGUACCCCCCUGCUGACCUGGGAGGGGACGUUGCGGUGUCCUAUGGCACUCCAACAGAGCUGAACCCAUCAGGGGUGCCCAGGGUGGCUCAGUGCAAAUUCUCCCUGCCCCUCCGCCUGGUCUGCUGCUCCUCCUCCCCCUCCAAGAGCGCCAAGUACAAGAUCACGGUCGACACCAACAAGCCUCCGGUCAACCUCAACGAGGUGUUCCCAGACUUCCUGGAGAAGUGCGAAGACAAGGAGGGGAACGCGCUGGCCUUCCAGCUGCUUGCUGGGUCCACGGUCACUGUGCUGGCCUCUAAGACAUCCCAGCGCUACAGGAUCCAGAGUGAAACCUUUGAAGAUAUCUGGCUGGUGGCCAAGGAGCUGGUGCAGCGCUUCGACAAGCACUUUGCCAAACAAGGAGUCAAAGACUUCCGCAACAGCUUCUCCGGGCCCAUCCCUCUGCCCGAGUACUUCGAGGUGGUGGACCACCACUUCCAGUUGCGGGUCAGCGCGGAUAAGUACCAGGACCUUCUGUCAGAGAGGGCGGUGCAGUUCCGGGCCAUCCAGCGCAGGCUUCUGACCCGCUUCAAGGACAAGACGCCGGCGCCGCUGCAGAACCUGGACACGCUGAUGGAGGGCACCUACAGGCAGGUGAUCGCGCUGGCGGACGCGGCGGAGGAGAACCGGGCAGCGCUGUGCCAGGCCUUCACCCGGCUGCGCAGCGCCACGCACCUGCUGAUCCUGCUCAUCUCGCUGUGGCAGGGCCUGGGCACCGAGCAGACGGCCAUCCUGGAGGCCACGCUACUGCCCCUGCUGCAGGACACGCCGCAGCUGGGCUGGGAGGAGAGUGUGGACGCAGCCGUGUCUCACCUCCUCAGGACGUGUCUGUCCCGCAGCCCUAAGGACCAGGCCAUGAGUCUGAGCACCAGCCAGCUGACAAUGCCCAAGGACACGGCCCGUCUGAAGAAGCACAUCACCCUGCUGUGUGACCGCAUGGGCAAGGGGGGCCGUCUGUCCCUCUCCUCCGAGGCCAACGUCCCCACGCCUGUCAUAAUGCCAGGGGGCUGCGAACCCAUUGCUGAGCUGGACCAGGAGGAGCCGGCCGCGGAGCAGGAGCCCGUGGCCAAGUUUGUGAAGAAGAGGCAACCUUCCAGGAAGAUCAAAGUCAAGACGGGUAAGAGCAAAGAGUGGCAGCCAGGCCUUUUCAUCCAGGGUGUCUGGGUCUUUGAGAGCCAAGCAGAACAGCCAAAUGGGAUCGUCCAGAUUUUUAAUGCAAGACUCAAAAGUUAA
Messenger RNA from Megalops cyprinoides (Indo-Pacific tarpon), 2857 nucleotides. It is a transcript of the gene bbs9, whose product is annotated as Bardet-Biedl syndrome 9. The transcript has 22 exons. Gene Ontology annotation, biological process: cilium assembly. Lineage: Eukaryota; Metazoa; Chordata; Actinopteri; Elopiformes; Megalopidae. Bases 107 to 2857 code for a protein of 916 amino acids. Gene Ontology annotation, cellular component: membrane; BBSome. The record is from RefSeq and is a predicted model, not a curated record.